Messenger RNA from Neoarthrinium moseri, 597 nucleotides. RefSeq lists its product as uncharacterized. The record is from RefSeq and is a predicted model, not a curated record. The coding region runs from base 1 to 597 and encodes 198 amino acids. Lineage: Eukaryota; Fungi; Ascomycota; Sordariomycetes; Amphisphaeriales; Apiosporaceae. The transcript has 2 exons.
AUGGCGUCAAACCCGUACGAGGUUGAGCACAACAUCAAGGCCUCGGCCUCCAAGCCGCACAGCCGCCGCCCCGACAUGUCCUCCUUCACCUCCCACCUGCACACCAUCUCGCCCGAGGCGGCGUCCAACUCGGCGUCGACACACCACGCCGGGCCCACGCCCGUCGACGCAGCGGCCCUGUUCCGCCUGCUGCAGGACCAGAUGGCCACGCUGGCGACGUCGGCGCCCUCGGAGGAGAACCGCGACUUCCUGUCGGGCCUGAUCGAGAUGCUCAACAGCGACGUCGACAACCCGCCCGAGCGCAUCAAGGGCGUCACCCAGGACUACCUCGACUCGCUCGACCGCGUGCCCAAGAAGAAGAUCAAGAAGGACGACAGCUGCCCCAUCUGCGCCGAGCCCUACCUGGACGACCAGUACCCCCUGAUCGUCGAGCUGCCGUGCCAUGGCGCGCACCGCUUCGACCUCGAGUGCGUGGGGCCGUGGCUGCUGAGCAAGGGAACGUGCCCGCUGUGCCGGAAGGACCUCACGGAGAAGAAGAAGGUCGAGAUACCGGUAGACGACGAAGAAGAGGACGACAUGGACGGAUUGUACGGCUAA